Messenger RNA from Salvia miltiorrhiza (redroot sage), 1918 nucleotides. RefSeq names its product protein trichome birefringence-like 3. The transcript is spliced from 6 exons. The record is from RefSeq and is a predicted model, not a curated record. NCBI's taxonomy places the organism in Eukaryota, Viridiplantae, Streptophyta, Magnoliopsida, Lamiales, Lamiaceae. Bases 414 to 1700 code for a protein of 428 amino acids. Gene Ontology annotation, molecular function: O-acetyltransferase activity. Gene Ontology annotation, cellular component: Golgi apparatus.
UUGAGAACAAUGUCACUUUUAUUUAUAAAAAUGAUCACUUUUUUCUGAGACAACGAGCGAGGGAGAGCACGUACAAGUUUUUUGUCUUAAAUAUACACGAAUCACGACUUAAACUCGAAGUAGUUAAUAUCAUACGAUUAUCUCGACAUGAGGAUGAGGGAAGCGUCUCUCCAGACCACCACACCACACCACCCAUUUUAUAUGUGAAAAGGGAAGAUGAGGAGAGCCCAUUAUGCCUAUUAAGUUGCAAUAAAGAAGAGAAAGCAUGGCUAAAUCAUACAUUACUUUGGCUUCACUCCUACUCAAACUCCCAUCAUAUAAACUCCACCACACUUGGUUUUUGCUUAAGUUUGUAAUAAUAAUUCUUCAUUCAUUCCAUCAACCUCCACCUUCCCUUAUCUGGCUUUCCUCCAAUGGGGAUGCCAAAGCCCCCAAGAGGAAAGCUGCCUCUCUCGAUUAUCGCCAUCGUAUUCUGCGCGUUGGCCUUCCUCGCGCUGCUGUACACUGAGAGCAUCAGUUUCUUCUCAUCCACCUCCAUUUUUAGAUUAAAGCCCUGCGCCAGAAAGCAUGCUGCCAAGGAAGCUGCCACAGAGAAAAGAAAAGUUGAUGCAGCAUUGAGACGUGUAACAGAUGACCGGUUUGAGUUUGAUCCGAAAGAGUGCUCUCUCAAUCAAGGAAAAUGGGUGUUCAACCGUACGAAUAAGCCUUUGUAUACGGACACGUCAUGCCCUUAUCUGGAUAGGCAGGUUUCGUGCGUCAAGAAUGGGAAGCGCGAUCUUGACUACCAGAAAUGGGAAUGGGAGCCUGAUGACUGCAUAUUGCCUAGGUUUGAUCCAGAAACCGCGCUGCGCAAGCUGCAAGGGAAGAGGAUCAUGUUCGUUGGGGAUUCACUGCAGAGAGGGCAGUGGCAGUCCCUCGUCUGCCUUGUCGAAUCUGUGAUACCACAAGGGGAGAAAUCAAUGAAAAGAGGGCGUAUGCAUAGUGUGUUCGAAGCCAAGCAAUACAACACAACAAUUGAGUUCUACUGGGCUCCAUUUCUAGUCGAAUCAAACUCAGAUCUUCACAUUGUAGCAGACCCAAAGGAGAGGAUUCUGAAAGUUGAUUCAGUAGCAAAGCAUGCCAAACACUGGACAAAUGUAGAUAUCCUCGUAUUCAACACAUAUGUUUGGUGGAUGAGUGGUCUGAAGAUUAAGUCACUGUGGGGUUCAUUUGCAAAUGGUGACCAAGGAUUUCAAGAACUGGAUGCCUCUGUUUCCUACACAAUAGGACUCAAAACAUGGGCAAAUUGGGUGGAUUCAAAUAUAAAUCCCAAUAAAACAAAGGUGUUUUUCACCACAAUGUCUCCUACUCAUCAGAGGAGUGCAGACUGGGGCAACGAGAAAGGCAUCAAAUGCUUCAACGAGACGAAGCCGGUCAGAAACAAAUGGCAUUGGGGAACCGGUUCCGACCGGCGGGUCAUGAGCGCCGUCGUCGACGUCGUCGGAAAGAUGAAGACUCCGGUGACGAUGUUGAACAUCACUCAGCUGUCAGAGUACAGAAUCGACGCUCACUCUUCAAUCUACACAGAAUCGGGGGGAAGAUUGUUGACGGAUGAAGAGAAGAAGGAUCCAUUGCGUCAUGCAGAUUGCAUACAUUGGUGUAUACCGGGAGUGCCCGACACUUGGAAUCGGAUUCUCUACGCACAUUUGCUCUACGUGUAGAGACAGACAAGAUUCCUCUGUUUCAAAAUGGAACACAAUCUGUAAAAUUUCCUGAGUGUGUCAUUCUUCUUAGAUGUGACGUAAAUUUAUAAUGUAAGUUUGUUUGAUUUUUUUUUUAAAUGUAUAGUUACAUAGAUGGUGUAAUAAUUGCGUUUCUGAUUAUUGAUUCACUUCUCAAAAUGUAAUGGCAAAAUGCAAUGCAUUGUGUUAUUGGUUUA